Messenger RNA from Paramuricea clavata, 19755 nucleotides. NCBI's taxonomy places the organism in Eukaryota, Metazoa, Cnidaria, Anthozoa, Malacalcyonacea, Plexauridae. The record is from the annotation of a GenBank genome assembly.
AGACAAACACAAAAAGAUUGUUGCAACAAUUUGCAAACAUGGAGCGCUUACGUGUGACAAGAGGAAAUGUUUACUUUGCAAGGUAAAGUUUAUGAAACAAAGUCGGAUGUUAGUUCUUUGCAUUUCUAUCCAAACUCCUCGUUUACUUUACUAUAUUUAGUUCUAUUUAGUUAUACUAAGUGCAUGCAAUCAUUGAGUUGAGCCUUGCCCUUGGCAAACUGUCAAUCCAUACUUUGUUAGUGUAGCGACCCACACCACACCUGGCAACGCCUGUCAAUCCACCUUAUUAUUGUCGCUACCCACACCUACCCACACCACACCUGGCAAACUGUCAACCAUGCAUACCUUGUUAUUGUCGCUACCCACAUUGGCACCGUCUCGAGAUUAUGGAUAAAAAAUAUACCAUUCCUUACAUAUACUAUAUUGGCAUUAAGUUAAUUUUGGGAUGAACAUCACAUAUAUAUAAGUGAAUGUAUACAUACAUACAUACAUACACAGUCUGAAGUCACUGAGAAAUGUCAAGGUUGCUAUGAAUAGUGAUUAUUAUUAAUUUUGCAAUCUGAAUAUUUUGACACUAAAAACCAAACAUGUAGUGUGCCUUUAGCAAUUUGAAUAAGUCAAAUGUUAAACCACUUUAUUAUCUUAGGUUUGAUAUUUGUUUGCAAUUAGGGGAUUACAACUUUUAAAUGCCAUACGGCAUUUCUCCGUUGCGAUAGUAACUUGUAGUUUAAAUUUCGAGUCCUCUACGAGUUAUGAGAACAAUAUCGAAACAAAGAAACGCGUUGCAACAUGCCUGCAAGUGUUAAGAACUUGAUACAUGAAGUGUUGAUAUCAAGUGGUAGAUAAGCAUUGUCGUGGUAUAAUUAGCAGAUUAAGAUAUCAUUAAAAUAUCUGGGGGUCAAACUAAAUAUAGCUCGUGUAUACAUUUUCUUACGGGUGCGCUCUUAUAAAACAAGCCGUUGUUAAGUAGGCUCUCGGAAGAGCUGAGUCAAAGCUUAUUGCAAAGUAUAAACAAAUAAUUUAAAGAGAUCUACUAAAGCAAUGAGCUAUCUAUAGUUACGAAGACGUCUCCGUGCUAAAUGCACUGCAGAAACAUUACAACUGUAGCUAUGUGCGUUUUCAGACAAUAUGGGCAGAAAUGGCAUUUGCACGCCAUUAGUGCAAGUUGUAUCAUUCUUAUGCAACAUAAAGCUUGAGAGCUUAUUGCAGAAUGAAGCAAGAGGAUGAUUAAAAUGAAAACGAAAUUUGUGUGUGCUCAGUAAUAUCGCGCGCUAUUUAAUAUGGCGCGCUACUUAAUAUCGCGCGCUAUUUAAUAUGGCGCGCUACUUAAUAUCGCGUGCUAUUUAAUAAAUAUGGCGCGCUACUUAAUAUCGCGUGCUAUUUAAUAAAUAUGGCGCGCUACUUAAUAUCGCGUGCUAUUUAAUAAAUAUGGCGCGCUAUUUUAUUCACUUCAGUGAUGAACUGCACGCUGCUUACUUCAUUGAAUAUCGCGCGCUUAAUAUCACGCUUAAUUUAAUGUAUGUAUGGCUCUUAUUUAUUUUAUUAUUAGUUGCUACACUAUUUAAAACUAGAUUUACUUUGAACGAGGUGCCGUUUUGAAAUAGCACGCAGAAUAACGCGCGUGCAUGAAAUCCCGCGAGUUUUCUAUCAAACCGAAGCUGCACGUACAUAGAUUCAUUACCAGUACUUCUAUUAGUGUUGAACUAAACAUACAUAUACAUAAACAAUGUUUGAUACCGCGCUUGUUUAUAUAUUUAUGCAUAGAAUUUUAUCCCCGUAUUUGUUUAACGUUUAAAAACAUAUUUGAAUGUUAUUAUAAACACGAGAUGACGAUCACAUGUAUUUAGUUUCGAUACAAGACGGGACAUGUUAGAUGAAAUAUUUCAAUAUAAUCCACACAUGACAGAUGCAUGAAUCGUAGCUGUCACUUGCACACUUGAAUUUUGAGACUGUAGAAUGUUGAGGGUGCAUAGUUCCAAGAAUUCUUGAUGGUAACUCUUGAUUUAAAAUGGCAAUUUUUCAAGUUCUGUUGCGGUUACCACGAGCCCCUGGCUCGAGUGAUUGGACAACUACACCGUCAUUCGACAUUAAUAAAAUAAAUUAUUCUAUUAUUCUAAGUCGCAUUUUCCAAGUCCAAGAUGUAUAGCAAUAAAAAAUAACACAAUAUCUGCUUUAAGCUUUGUUCUUAACAAAGAUUUCCAUCUUGAAUGUGAAAAAUGUAUCGAAUAUCAAAAAUAAUUCCAAAACUACAACAAUGUUUAAGAGUGAAUCUAAGGGCUAUUGGGUAGAACCAAGUUCUCAUAGAGGUUGUAUUGAGCAGUUCUUCCAUUACAUCUGGUGUACAGGAGGAUGUAGGCUUGAGAUUUCAAGACUUCUUGCUCUGAACAUAGUGAUACUCUAGCGUCGUUAUAAAAUACCCAGCUACCUGGAAAAAUGAAAGAUAUAUUGUCGUUUCACCUCAGUUACCACAGUUCAUAAAAUGUAGUUGUCUGACUCAGUGGCGAAGUCAUAGCAACAGGUCAUGUUAUGCAAGUUUUUAAUGGUCGGCAUUCUUCAAACCUUCAAAAACGUAUUCUAGAUGCAGGUUUAUUAGGGACGGACCAUUAGAAAAGUGAUAGUGGGCCAAAACCAAAAAAAAAUUAUUCCCAGAAAAAAAUUAGGAAAAAGAAAAUCUUCCCAGGCAUAGUGCAAAAAAAAAUUCCUAGCUCGGAAGAUAAAAAAAAAUAUUUUCAGCCAUCAAGUGAGAAAAAAACAAACUUCUUCUAUAGGUGUACAAAAAAAUAUAUAUAUUGCCUCUUAGAAAAUCCCCCCUCCCCCCAUCACUUUUCUAAUGGUCCGUCCCUUAGCACAGUAUGACCAGUUGCCAUGGCUACAAUUUUGGACAAAACUCUUGAGACCAUUCCAGCCAAUAUUACAAAGUUAUCGAACAUUGACAAAACAAACUUUGUCUCGCCCUCAAAUGCAGGUGUUCUCCGGGUAAUCCUGAGUCUCAUUGCGUCUGUACGAUAAAGGAGAUAUUUAAUGACAUCAAUAGUUUGAAACUAACCAGCUUGUUCAUUCCAACAAUACGCCACGUAAUGUCCAGCAUCAAAUCUAAGAAAGAAACAAACAUACGUCUAAAAGGUUCAAGAGAAGCUUCAAUCCAUUAACAAGCGAACCACAAGCCGCUCACCGAGCACCGCGAGUCGAACAGGAGACCAAUACUCGCAACCACCCCGCUCGCAAAAAUUAAAUAUGGUAGAUUACUAGCUAUAUCCACAUUUCACCUAUCCUGUCUCCAUCUUUAUAGUAGUAUUUCUAGGGAUGUUUAGAGCUACAGUAUGAUAACAUGGGAAUUCCCCACCGAAUUCCCAUAUAAAUGAUAGUACAUAUAAGGAAACCUCUAGGCAUGUGAAAGGAUAUAUCUAAUGAUAUUUAUGGAUAAAGUAUGAUAGAAUAGGAUAUAUGACUAGGUCUAUUCGUAGUUAACCUACCCAGUCCCCAUAUGAAUGAUGACUCCAGACAGUUUAUAAAGAAAAUCUUGGUCAGUAUAAGAUUCAAAAUGUAGUGGAUGACAAUACGGUUUCAUAUCCAGCUCCACGUCAAACUGAACAUGAGAAACUAUCUUGCCUCGAGUCUGACAAUACCAACUAGAAAACAACAUCUUGUUGCAGUGUGAAGCAGUAAAACAUUAAGGCAGUCAUAUUUAUUCAUGCAGGAAUUUCUGGCUGACAGCGUUAAUACGGUCGCUUCAGAAAUGUUGACAGCCACAGGAGCAAGCAAUUCAAACUAUAUCACUCUAUUAUUUAUUAUAUAAUAACGUUAAGAAUUCAAUUGCUUUCAUUGGUCGAGAGCCAUGCACGGAAUUACGUCACACAAAACCUUAUCCAAUAGCAUUCUCUUAUUUGUAUAGAUCAUAUACGCGUGAUUUUUGUAAAAUUUAGACUUUUUCAAAUUUCCAAAUGCUUGGGUGGAUAAAAAGUAAGCUAUUUACCUGUUUAAUUUGGGGGUUUUCUUUUUAUUAUAUAAAACAAAUAGAUAAGAUUUUGCCGCUGUCUGUUCAGUUAUAAAUAACAUUAUGACGUCAUAAUGUGUAUCUAUAACUUAACAGACAGCCGCAAAAUCUUAUUUAUUUGUUAAGCAUAAAAUACAAGACAUUGAUGUGACAAAAGUCGUCAACUUUCUGGCGAACGUAGUGAGAUUUUAGAAACAUAAAGUAAAUUAACACAAAGAUUAUAGCUGCAGUUGAAUAUUUGCUUAAAUAAAUCAUUAUAUUUACCGAAAUCUUUUUAAAUGCAACCUAAGGAUCUAGAAAAGAAAGAAAUACAAACUCAGGAUAUCACUUAUUUUUUAUUCGUGUAUAUUUUUUUCUCCGUAAAAUCUCAUACCUCUGGCAGUUCAGCUAUUUGAAGUUGUUUCUGAGCAAACUGCAGCGAGUCGGGCGAAGAUGCUUCACAUGAAAAACAAGAAUAAUUUGUAAAUAUGAAAUAAUCCAGGGAUGAGAUAAUCCAGGAAUGAGAUAAUAGUGUUGAACUUACCAGAACAUUUUUCACACCUAUAUGUUCUUCCUUCUAACAUUUCUUGCUGAGUAAACUUUGCUAAUAAUUCUGAAGUAUGAAAGGCAGAUAUACAAGUUAAUACUGAUGACGAUAGUUGGGCUGAUAAAACUCCAUGACAAGCCGGCUAUUGGGAAGGACUAAAUUAUGAGAAAUGACCAACUAUGAAACUGAAAACAAAACAAAAUAAAGUACAAAUCCUUCGAAACUUGCCAUUGCAAAAUUCCUACUGUGAUGACAGAAACUUUGAUAGUGUAAACCAGGCUUACAGUCGUGCCAAUAGAAGCGUUUCGAAAAAUGUUGACCAGGUCAUUUCCUAACUUGAAGGAACACCUCUGAACAAUUCCUCAACAAUUUCAUAAGUUCCUUAAAAAGUUCCUAACUUCCUGUUUCAUUGACCAAUCAAAUUUUAUAUUUUAUUUUUGAGCAAUCUGAUUGGUCAAUGAAACACGGAGACAUUUCUUCACCUGUUAUGUGACAAGAUUCCAUGGAAGGUCUUCUAGCAGGAACACGCCCUCGGGAUGAUCUCGGCUGCACUUGAUACCUGAUGAAGUUUCAAACGUUUUACUGUGGAACUUAAAGUGCAUAUGACAUGAAAUUUCUUAUUUUCUUAAAUGAAAGAACUCUUUAAGUUGUAGUGUAACUUAUUUUUCAGUUUCUUGUUUUUAUGGUUUGUUCCCGAGAUAUUUCAGUUUGUUUGAUAUGUAAAUGAGUGUGAAUAUGUCCGCUAAUUUAUGACGUCAUGUUGGUUGCAAGCUCAACUUACACUGGUUAUAAAUCUAUUAACUCUAAAAACUGUAGAUAUCAGUUCACGUUUUUCUACAGUGUUUCUUCACAUUUACCAGUGAUGGAAGUUUGAAGUUAUCAUCUUGGAUGAUAGCAGAGAUAUUCAACCAUUUUAAAGAGCUUGCAACCAACAUGACGUCAUAAAUUAGCGGACAUAUUCACAUUCAUUUACAUAUCAAACAACAUACCUAUCAGGAAAUUCUAAGGAUAAAUCCCAAAAUUGUUCACGACAUUUGGACACAUUAUGACAGUUAUGACACAAUACCUGCAAAUAAAGAAAAUAUUAUUAGACAAGGAUAGCUCGUUCUAUCCAGUCUAUUAACGAGGUCAGUGAACAGUAGGUCGCAUUCAGUGUAGUAUUGAGAUCAGUAGGUAUACCUCACUAACAAGUUUUCCCUCAAAGACAUUGGGUAGAAUAUCUUUAGGAUGUAUGACGUCAUCAGCUAUAGGGCUCUGGAAGUUGAUUGGACAAUCUCCUUCGAGCUCGGAUUGUAGUCGCUCCAGUACCUCACUUGGAAAAAAAACAGAAAAUAUUUUAUAGACGCUGGUCGAUGCUGUUUCGUUAGCACUUGUUUCCAUCCAGCAAACUGACCUGACGUCAUUUUCGGAAGAUGGAAGAGGUGUUAAAUGGCUAUGUAACAAACCCUACCCUACCCCUACUCUAACCAAACUAAUAAAAUAUAUCCAAAAAGAAUCGACUUUAGAAAUUGAUCAAAUGCGUAACAUCAGUUGAAAAUCAUCUCAAGAAAUGGUCGAUUCAUUCGUCCAACCUACCAAUCGCAGUGUGUUGGUUUAAUUACCAGUCGUGAUAUUACACAAUGGUGACACAUAGCUAUUGAUUGUAUAAACCAAAACGUAGAUAAUGAGGUCUAUUGUGUUUGCACCGAGUUUGCUAACCUUCUUACUCUAUUGACAUAAAGUAAUCCCCGAGUUCCUCUGUUUAAAGCUUACCAGAGAAAUUCCUGAGCAUCGUGUUGUGAAUACCCGAGAAAUGAAGGAAUUAACUUCCACACAGCAUGAAGUACAGCUAGCGGUGUGACGAUUGCCUGAAACAACAUUAGAAUGGAAUAUAGUCGCCAAAUACCGGGGAUGAAAGCGAGUUUCAUAAGACUCGCUACCAGUCCCCGUUGACUCGAUAGCUCAAUGGACAGAACGGCGGCCGAGGUACCCAAAGCUGCGAAUCUCGCUCGAGACAAGGAAUUUUUCCUGAAACUAGUUUUUCAUCCCUCUGAGGAUGGUUGGUAAACUAUAUGUGGUAUACAUAGUCAAAAAGUUGAAGUAUUUUAAUGUAACCUACUUCUUAAUGUAACCAUGGAUAAUAAAAUACAAUCCAUUUUUAUUAUAUUAUUAUUUUACAAUCCAUGAUGCAACCUACCCAUUUACCAGACCACAUGACUCGAAAUAACGCGUGCAGUUCAUCACUGAACAAUCUAAAACGAAACGAAAAUCAUGUUUCCUUAAAACUACUGUUCAUUGUGCCGGCAGCAUAUUUAUUAAUUCUGAAUGUGUGGUAUCUCGAUAGCUAACUUACCAAAACGUUGGUUUGUUAAAUUAUAGACCUUAAGUUUGAUUCCCGGUUCAAAAUUCAUUUAGAAAUUAAUUUUUCAUUUCAUUCUGAGAUCAUUUAGACAUUAUAAGAAAGAACUUUUAUUUUCAAAUAUCUUACACUUUCUUAUUUUGUUCACUCUCAUUCGACUCAUUCAUUGAACUGUCGUUGGCUACUUCGUUUGAAUUGUCAUCGAUUUUUGCUGCAACUAAUCCAUCUUUUUCCUCCAGUAAAGAGUUUGCGUGUUUUCUCUUGUUCGUUGGCCAAGAUUGCUCUUUACGCAACGGCAUUGACACAUGCUGAAAUCAAAACAAAAGGGAAUUUUAAAAUAUUGGAUGGUUCUAUCAGUUCUAAACUGUUCUUAGAGGUCCAGUAAGGAUCAUCUCUUAUCGAUCCAGUGUUACUACAGGAGGAAACCUAAACUAAACUAACUUUAUUUAUGCUGAAUAGCUCUAUCAGUUCUAAACUGUUCUUCCUAGAGGUCCAGUAAGGAUCAUCUCUUAUUGAUCAGUGUUACUACAGGAGGAAACCUAAACUAAACUAACUUUAUUUAUACUGGAUAGCUCUAUCAGUUCUAAACUGUUCUUCCUAGAGGUCCAGUAAGGAUCAUCUCUUAUCGAUCCAGUGUUACUACAGGAGGAAACCUAAACUAAACUAACUUUAUUUAUACUGGAUAGCUCUAUCAGUUCUAAACUGUUCUUCCUAGAGGUCCAGUAAGGAUCAUCUCUUAUCGAUCCAGUGUUACUACAGGAGGAAACCUAAACUAACUUUAUUUAUACUGGAUAAAACUGUUCUUCCUAUCUAGAGUAAGACUGAUGAAAAUACGACCUCAUAACACUCGACUGUCGUCUGUCUUGUGUAGAUGGCGCUGAGUGAACGACAGUUCUUGGGAGUGGAUGUCAAACAUGGCGCGGGGUCAGGUGACUUCAUCACGUGUAGCAGGAGAAAGCAAUGACGGAAGAACUGCAAGUGACUGAAAGUGAAAAGUAAGAAGAUUUUCAUUAUCGUGCAUCAGAUGGUCGUCAACCUGUAGUUAUCAUGCAGUAGUCUUGUAUUUGGAGGGAAAUAAGUAGAAUUGAGAGUGACUAUCAUUAAUCACAGCAAUUAAGCCUCGUUUCAGACGGUGUACUUUUCAUGUGCCAAACCAGCGCCCUGGUCAAACUUAAUUGUAUUAGAUGCGACGCUGGAGCGACACAAGAACGACAGUAGGCAGAAAAGAUUUGCGUUUCAAAGAUUUGCGUUUCAAAGAUUUGCGUUUCAAAGGUUUGCGCUUCAAAGAUUUGCGUUUCAAAGAUUUGCGUUUUUGGUGGCUGGAUAUGCAAUAGGGAAAGAAACAUUAUUAGAGAGGUUAAGAUACCCCGGUUUCGGUGUACGGGUACGAGUAGUGUCAUCUUGUUUUACUGAUGUCUGUAAUUCCAUCAUACUUUUUCUGUUUUCUUGCAAUAGACAAUGAUAUAAUGCGAAAAAUGUGCACCUUAAUUACGAGUAAAGGUACAGACAUCGACGAAAAUAUUGCUAACCAAAAUCAUGCUUCCCGUACACGUACACCGAAACCUGGGUAUCUUAACCUCUCUAUUAGAGAGUCGAAUGUCGAAUUCACGUGCGUGGUCUGUGGUGUAAAUAUGCUUCAUUAUCUUCUCACCUUAAAACCUGUAAGACUGCAUUCAUGUAACAUGUAUUACCAAGAUUACGUAACCCAGUCACGCCAGGUAUUAUCACCUUGCGUCUUUUCUUGGGAGGUUCUGCCAACACACAAAAAUAUUCUACAAAAACUGCUGACAGUUGUGUUAGCAUAACUUGUAAAACUAACAGUUGAAAUUAGUCAGGAUCAUCUUGGAACAUUACCUUUCUCAGAGACCUCUUCAUUUUGUUUUUCUUCUGACUAAAUUACAUAAAAUAAGAAAUGACAUGAUGUGCCAAGCUACUAGAAAUACUCAACAAAAACUCUUUAAUAUGAAUAAACAGAGAACAAGCAUGAAAUAUAUGAACCUGGACUGUCAACUUUUCUUCUUUACUGAGUUUAACAUUUUCUUGAAGUGAACUAAACACUUUUGAUAACAAACUAAGUCUGCAAAAGGAAACAGACACAUAACUUUUACCCUUUAGGUGGCAAUGCACCCUUGACUGAUGCACCCAACUUAAUUAUGUCACUCUGUCUAAUGCCAGGUAGUUUUACUCAUAACAAAUUUACCCAAUGAGUGGCAGCACUCUCCCCAUUGACGAGUAAAAUUGUCUGGCAUAAAUUAAUAGACAGAGUAAAAUAAUAGGGCUCAUCAGGGCACAUUGCUACUUAAAGGGUUAUCAUAUUUUAUUGAUAUAGUCUUGAAUUUGAUACUUCAUAAUUGGAAGAAAAUCCGAAGUGUACUAUGACCAGGAAUAAAUAAAUGUCAUCAAUGCAACAAAACAUGACUUGCCUGCAUUGAGUUUUAAGCUACAUCAACCAGAUGAAGGUAAUUUAGUGGGUUUGAAUAUUAAGUGUUUUAUAUGGUGUUAUGCUCAUGAUGGUUAACAUCAAAUGUAUUUGUCUGUUGGUGUUGGUGUUGGUGUUGACUGGUGUGUUGUGCUUUCUGGAUCCUCAUAUCCGAGUGUUAAAAAAUUACCUCCAAUGACAAACAGCAGUGUAUUGUUUAUCUUCCAUCUUGGCAUGCUCUUUUUCACUUCUGCAACAUACAAAGCUAUACAUCAAGCUAUAUAUUAAUAACCACAAUUAAAUACUUUGAUUUCUUUCCUUUGGCUAGUUUUAAUCCUCUACUUAACUAUAGACUAAUUCCUAACUCAACUACAAACCCCUGUCAGUGACGUAAUUUGAAAAUAUUACUAUAUGGAAAGUUAUAUAAGAAUUAUAACUCACUUAGUGUCCUCAUGUAUCCCUGGCGUACUUGGUCCUCUGAUAACACAACCACUUCUUGUCAAACUUUCAUUAAAAACUUGUGUCUCUAUCUCUGUUAAAGUCUCUCGUAAUAACGCUAUGUCACCAUGACAAUUGUCAUUGAAUACAUAGCUAUCACAUUGGUAGCUGAAACAGAUGCAAGUAACGUAUUACAUUAAGCUGUGUUACUAUACAUCAGGAUGAGUGUUUUCCAUCAUUUUAAGAUUAAGGUACAAACUACAGGAUUCAACAUCCUAAUUUUUUAUGCAUCAUACCAAUAUAAGUAUUUUUUAUUAACUUCCAAGGCCAAUGGAUGCUGUAAGGAUAAGACAAGAAAAAUAAUUAUAUGAUGAAAUUCAUUAACAAAAAUGAUGAGCUGUAUCAAAGUGAAACUCACUCCUUUGUCAGUAAAAUGCUUGACAGCAUGUUCAUCAAUAAACCUGCAAUUUUAAAAUUACUGUUAGGAAAUAUAUCAUGGUUAGAAAAAGGUUGACAAUUUAAUUGAAUGCUUUGGUGUUUGAUUGGCUAAUGAAAUGAUUAGGUUGAAUGACUGAUAGAUUAACCCAUUGAAUGUCCCAUUGAAUGUCCCAGUGUUACAAAUCAACAGAGUAAAAUGACAAAGUGGGGCACAUCAGGGCACAUUGCCACUUAAGAGUUAAGAAGAAAAUUUACAAAGAAUUUGUUUUAAAAUAUUACCUUCCACAUGCUAUAUUGCUGCACUGUAAACAUGCCUAGAUAACAAACAUACGUAAUAGUAUCUUAAGAAUAUGGUGGGUUUAAUGAAAAUAUUAAUAAGCUACUUGGAUGCCUGGUGUGAUUAUAUAAUUUCAACUUCUCCUUAUUAUGACACACAGGUACGUCUUGGCAGAGUUUUAAGGUAUACUGUAACCAAAUCCGUAAAACAGCAAGCCCUGGGGUGAACUUCCCUCCAGCAGGGUUGGUAGGUUUGCUGAAUAAUUAGGUCAAACACCAUCACACUAGGCCUUUGUUUUCUUUGUCUUGGCCUUUUGUUUUCUAAACAGCACUAAUGACGAUUUGGCCUAAUUAAUCAUUUAAUCUACCAACCCUGCCCUCCAGUACUUGUGUUUGCCAACAUCCCCCCAUCCUUGGUACUCUGAUUUCCUUAGCUAGAUUAUUGCGUAAUAUUUUGACACACGUGGGCAGUCAUGACAAAAACAUAUAUAAACAAAGUAUCCGGGUCAUGAGGUCAACUCACUCAAAAUACAAAAAUAUCUUCAAUUCUAUUCCACCGCAUUUCUAACAUGCAUUCAUUCACGAUUACAAGACUUUUAAAAAAUUUAAAAUAUUUGCCGCUCACCCAAACCGACUCAGUCGUUCCACAAUCUACACACGACCACAUACGCGGCGUCAACAUCGCCUCAUUCUUGACACUUUCCAAACCUCGGAUAUGUGGACAUGUCUCCAUUUUUGAAGCAAAAAUUCACAUAAUAUACACCAUACAAUAGACAAAAAAAUGUAGUUGUGAAUAAUUUUGUUUUUACUCAAUCGUAAUUUGUUACAUUUGUAGUAUGAUAGAAUGUUGCAAAUAUUGAUAAAUCGAAACUGGUUACGAAAUUGCGACACACCCCCCUGUCAUAGUGGUUAACCGCUGACCACGGAUACCGGCCGCAUGAGCUGUGUUGAUAUUAAGGUGGCCUACUCCAAUUACUUUUACAACAAAUAAACAAACAAACAAAUAAAAACAAAUAAAUACAAACAUACCGGUGUGAAAACAUGAUAAAUCAAAAUGUUUCAUGAAGAAAAAAUGAAAUCAAUUUUCUCACCAAAUUACAACAUUCGUGUCUGUGUUGUAUACAAGUUUCUAUAUCCAAUACAACACAGCCGCUCAUGUUGUAAAUCGUACAUACAGCACCGUACGCGUGUUUUAUGUUGUAUAACCACUUGGAGUCGUGUUUGCAUCUUCAGUUAAACAAACACCAUUGCUUACUUGAAAACCAUCUCCAAGUUAAUAUUUACGCAAGCAUGACUGAAUGUAACCUGAUCCGUGUGUGUCACCUAAACAUGAUGAUUCUUUUCUCGUAGGAUUAGUUUUAUUGACGUAGCUGAUCUCUGUUGGACCGUGGUUACACGUAAAGGCCAAGACGAAAACCUUUCAAACUCUCCAAAAUACGGAAAUAUUAAAAAAGGUAAGCGCAACAAAAUGUCGCCUUUUAAACCUGUUUUAAAACUUAGGUCAGGUACUGACACUCACUGCCUGGUACUCAACGAGCAAGCUUUCAUGUUCAAAUAUUCCCUGUACUGUCUUUCCUUGUUACUAUGGUGUAGUUAUUCCUCGGGUUUUUCAGCGAGAGAUACGAUCAUAAGGAUAGCCGCGUAUUUUGAACGAGGGUAGAGUUGUUGCCUUUUAUAAUUGUACCAAGAACACGCUUUAUAAACAUGAUUGUUCUCGUGAUUGUUAAUAAAAGUAUUAUUAUCAUAGCGACCGCUUUCGGAGGAUAUUGCAUGGGAUAUUUGUAUACAUGGGAUUUUCCAACUAAAAUUUAUACACAAUUUUAGACCUAAAGAGUAAAGUGAAGUGGGGGCGAAAAUGCGACUUCAGGCCUCCCGGCGCUGAUCACUGAAUUACACAGUGCAGAAAUAUUUUUGUUGUUAUAAUCACAAUCAUUGCGCGUUCAAAUGUAUGUCACGUCGGAAUUCCAAAUGUUUGGUUUGUUAAACAGGCAUUUUAGACUUUAUAAUUUUAGAUUUUAGACUUUAAAAUAGAGGUGUAAUGACUAGAGGCCAAAAUAAUUAUGGCGUAUUUACAAUUGAUACUAUAGAGACCCAAGCUUUUAAAGCAUGUGAAGGUUUCUACUAGGUCUCUACUCUCUAGUAUCAGUUGUAAAUAUGCCGUAAUUAUUUUGUUAGGAAAUAUUGUACAUGAGAACUAAAUUAAUAAAAAAAUAUGUAUAUAUAUAUAUAUAUAUAUAUAAGAGUGUGCGUUCAUGCUUUAAGUUGAUAUAUAUAUAUUGUCCUUUCUUCUUUAAUGUGAACAAGAAAUACUAUAAUUCUUGCGCAGUGGUAACAGUAUUGCGUACUAGGUCAUUAAAAGUAAAAAGGAACGCUAGAUCUUGUAGACAUUCGAGAACGAGGCAAUAUGUGGUGAUAGUUGUGGUUAACUGUGUCUCUGCUAACUAAAAAUUAAUGCGUAGCUGGAAUUCAAUAUUGGGGAUAGCUCUAUCGUUCUCACUGGAGUUCAGGACAGUUCAGUUAGGAUUCCCGCUGUUCAAUUCCAAUACAUUUAUUGAUAACCUUGCCCAUUUUACUCUUGCCCAGAUAAACCUUGCAUAUUUUUGGACUUCUAGAUUAACUUUUGGAUUACCUUUCGCGCAUGUAUUCGCCGAUAGAGUUCAAUAAAUGAACUUUACCAAGAAAAAUAAAGUUAGUUUAGUUUAGGUUUCCUCCUGUAGUAACACUGGAUCAAUAAGAGAUGAUCCUUACUGGACCUCUAGGGAGAACUGUUUAGAACUGAUAGAGCUAUCCAGUAUAAAUAUUUCCUCCUGUAACAAUGGGUGAUAAUGUAAAACUGAUAUCCAGUAUAAUGGAGUUGGUUGGAUUAGAAAUAUUAAAACAUGUUAGGAAUGUUGAAAGGUGGGAAUCUCUUAAAAUAUUACGAACGCAUAAUUAACUUGUUCGCAUCUUGAAUUAUAAUUGUCUCUUGCAUUUACCAAAUUGGAUGGUAGAGCCAAAAAUAGAUAAUUGAGAAAGGUAACCGAAAGCCUUAAUACUCAUCAUUUUCGACCCAAGAUAAAUACAAAAAUUAAUCAUCAUUUCACGAUGUCUUCAACAUCUGGGUCUCUUGUGGUCUGUCUUGUUUUAUAGUCCCAGUAAACAACAAGUGAAUAGUGAAUGUUUCUUGAUAAUUAUCAUCCGAAGUAUACUAUAGUUUGUCGCAAAUAUGUUUCUUAAUAUUGAUUUCAUUGUUAUUUCACGACAGGAAACGAGAAAAUGUCGAGUACAUUUCAUUGGGGUGAUUGGCUCGUCAUCGCUUUCUACUUUGUCUUCACGAUAUGCAUUGGUCUUGUGGUAAGAUACUCGACAUUUUAAGCUUGCGUUUGAGCCAGCGUUCCAGGGCAGCUGAUGUCCACUUCAGAAAUGCUGACACUUCCUGAAACAAGACAAUUAAACUUCGUUUCUCAAUUCUAUUUAUUUUUCAGGCCAAGUUCCGGAAAGGUAAGCGAGGGACAGAAGAGACAGCUGAGGGAUAUUUUCUUGCUGGUCGCACCCUCACUUGGUGGAUGGUUGGUGGUAGUCUUUUUGCCAGUAACAUUGGUGGUACCCAUUUUGUUGGUAUAGCUGGUGAUGGCGCUGCAACUGGUAUAGCUGUGGUAGCUUAUGAAUGGCAGGUAGGUGGUGAUGAUGAUGGUGAUGAUGGUGAUGAUGGUGAUGAUGGUGAUGAUGGUGAUGAUGGUGAAUAGGUGAUGAUGGUGAAUUGGUGAUGAUGGUGGUGAUGAUGAUGGUGGUGAUGAUAAUGAUGAUGGUGAUGAUGAUGAUGAUAGUGGUGGUGGUGAUGAAAGUAUGAUGACGAUGGUAGUGAUGGUGCUACUCAUAAUACACUCUGUUCAAUGUUUCGUUUAUGAACAUUUCAGGCUUCUUGGAUUCUUCUUCUACUGGGAUAUGUUUUUGUUCCCAUCUACCUUAAAGGCGGGGUGAGUGACACAAUUUCUUGAAAUGCUCACAGGUAUCAGGGGUACACGUUCUUGCUGACAAACCUUAUAUUUAUUGCAGGUGUUCACCAUGCCGGAGUAUUUAAAAAACCGUUAUAAAAGCACCGCUAUUCAGCUGUUUAUGACAGUAGUGGCUCUCGUCAGCUAUGUCUUCACAAAAAUCUCUGUAAGUUCAAGCACGAGUUUAUGUGUUCAAUUAUUUUUGAAGUUUGUGUGAGGAAAAAACGAAAAACAGUAAGAUGGACGAGAAAAAAUGAGUGAGAAAACAAAAGAAAGUUUGGAAAUAAACGUUGAUUGAUUUUAGGUUGAUAUUUAUGCCGGAAGUCUUUACUUCAGAGAAGCGACUGGCACCAAUAUCUACAUCUCGGCUGUCAUUAUACUGGCCAUUACAGCUCUAUAUGUCAUACUCGGUGAGUGUAAUGUCAAUGUAGCUUUUACAGUAAGCUAUCAUGGUAUGUCAAUGUAGCUUUUACAGUAAGCUAUCAUAGUUUGCGUCUGAAGUGCGUCAUUGAGAUUAAACAUGUCGAUUAAUUUCAUUUUCAGGUGGUUUAGAGGCGGUGACCUACACUGACGUAUUACAAUGUAGUAUCAUGUUGAUUGGCGCCGUAAUUCUUACUAUUAUGGGUAAGAUCAUUCUCUCCCCUUGCUGAACUUUAUUUAUACUGGGUAGCUGUAUCCGUUCUUUCUGAAUAUUUUUGCAUAACAUGAAUGUGCGUCCGAAAUAUCGUUGAAAUUUAAUCAAAAACGACCUAAAACACGGCUAUAUUGAAUGGAUGUUAAAUGUUCUUCUUUAAGGUUUCAACGAAAUCGGUGGUAUUGACGCUCUAUGGGACAAAUUCCCACUUGUCGCUGGUCAUUACUCCAAUAAUCUAACCCUGCCAACUAACGUUUCAACUAACGUUUCAAUUGACGCACCAAUUAACGCAUCAAAUUGCUACACCGUCACGCCAUAUUGGGCAAACAUGUUUAGACCCAUAGAUGAUCCUGAUUAUCCCUGGCUGGGUCUCUGGUUAUCCCUACCCAUCAUUGGAAUAUGGUACUGGUGUACUGAUCAGGUAAGAUGACGUCACUGUCGCGUGUGUGUCAUGUGAUUGUCACGUGAUUUGUGUACCCCACAUCUCCCUCAUUCAACAAUAUCUUUGACCAGCUCUCCUUCAUUUUUUCUUUCACGUGUCCAUACCAUCUCAACAUUACUUUCCUCACCUUCUUUGCAACGUCUACCACAUCACAUCGUCUGAAUUCUUCAUUUCAUCAUUUCCCUGAUCAGCUCUCCUUCAUCUCUUCUCUGUCCAUACCAUCUCAGCCUUACUUCACCUCAUGUCGUCUUUAAAUCUUAUCGUCUUUAAACUAUUACAUCUUCGCUUGUUCAUGUUCAGUGUUGUCUUCCUCCCAGGUUAUCGUUCAACGAACCUUGGCGUCAAAAUCGCUCGCUCAUGCAAAAGGCGGGACAAUUUUGGCGGGAUUUCUCAAAGUCAUUCCAAUGUUUAUCAUGGUGAUGCCUGGAAUGAUUUCCCGGAUACUUUAUCCCGACAGUGUCGGUUGCUCUGAUGCCAAGACUUGCGAGAAGGCUUGUGGUAAUGAACUGGGCUGUAGCAACGAGGCGUAUCCCAAGUAAGUAUUGUGGAUGAUCCUUAAUCGACCUCUAGGAAGAACAGUUUAGAACUGAUAGAGCUAUCCAGUAUAAAUAAAGUUAGUUUAGUUUAGUUUUCCUCCUGUAGUAACACUAGAUCAAUAAGAGAUGAUCCUUACUGGACCUCUAGGAAGAACAGUUUAGAACUGAUAGAGCUAUCCAGUAUAAAUAAAGUUAGUUUAGUUUAGGUUUACUCCUGUAGUAACACUGGAUCAAUAAGAGAUGAUCCUUACUGGACCUCUAGGGAGAACAGUUUAGAACUGAUAGAGCUAUCCAGUAUAAAUAAAGUUAGUUUAGUUUAGUUUUCUUCCUGUAGUAACACUGAGGCGUGGAAGAAGGGACGAUAAAAUUGAUAUUUUCUUUUCAAGACUUGUGUUCAACUUGCUUCCCUCUGGUUUAACUGGGCUCAUGAUGGCCGUGAUGAUCGCGGCAGUGAUGUCAUCAUUAUCUUCAGUUUAUAACAGCUGCAGUACGAUCUUCACUGUUGAUAUCUGGCAGUAUAUACGACCUAGGGUAUGUUUAGUCACACGUUAUCUAACAGCAUCUAAAAUGUAUCCAGUUUUGACAGCUGUAGCAUGAGAUUGAAGCACGCCACCAUGUUGAUUGCUUUGCAGGCUGGUGAAAGAGAGAAACUUAUAGUUGGACGACUUGUCGUCGUUUCCUUGGUUGGCCUCGGUGUCGUGUGGCUGCCUUUUAUUGACAGUAAGUAAAUAUGAACUUCUUUUUCAGGUAGUUCACACACAAACCACGGCAGUUAAUUGUAGAAUAGACCCUUUGCACAUGACGUCACAGCGCCGGCGACGAUGCAUCUGGAGGACACAUUAGCAAUCUAUGCACAAUGUAACUUUUGUAAACAAAGCAAAUUUUGCAAAAGUUUAUAAUAAUUUUGUAUUAAAAUGGUUCAUUUUUGGGCUGUAUGUGGUUGUUGUACCCGAACAUAUAUUGUUAGGGAGCAUCUGGAGGACACUCUAAGGAUUUGUGACGUCAGUGCUAAGGGUCUAUACUACCUACACUGAACCACCACGUUUGAGAUAUCUUUUUCAACUAGUUCAGACACAAACCAUGGCAGCUUACUGUAGAAUACUAACUACCCGUGACCCUUUGUUUGAUAGGAUAUAUAUAUGUAGUGUUAGUGUAGUAAUGUUUAAUUAUAUCUGACUUUUCAAAUCUUUCUAGGCGGAAGUGGCAGCCGUCUGUUCAAGUAUAUUCAAACUAUCCAGGCGUUGUUGGGUUCGCCUAUUAUGGCUGUCUUCUCAAUUGGUAUACUGUGGCCGCGUGCUAAUGGCUGGGGAGGAUUAGGAGGUAGUGAUUACACCAACUUUAUUUACACUGGGUAGCUCUUUCCGUUUCCGCCUCGAGGUCCAGUGAGUACCAUUCUAUAUUGAUCCAGAGUGGUCCUGUGUUACUACAAGAAGAAACAGGAGUACUUGGAGGUUUUUGGUUGGGUCAAACUGGAAGCAUUCUUCUCACAUGUGACUGAGGUGAAAUUAUAAUGAGACAACUGGAUAUUGCAGGAAUGAAACCUCAGUCACAGAGAUGAACGAUACAUGCCCUGACCACUGUGUCAACAACACUUCUUAUUAAAACUUGCCUCCACUAAAAUGCUUCAGUGGUAUUUGGUAUUAUCUCCUAUUCGCGCUGAAAUUGAUGGAAAUAUUACUCGUUUACUAAAUAAUAAUUGAAAUGGUAUUUCUUUCGUAAAGGCUUGGUGUUUGGUACCAUUCUCGGAGUCGUCAGGUUCAUCACUGAAUAUGUUUACCCAGCUCCAAAAUGUGGUGAGGUAGAUGAUCGUCCCGGUUUUGUCUCCAUGAACUUUAUGUAUUUUGGUAAGUUGUUGCCACAACACUACAACAUUAACAUUAUUUUCUCGUUCUGAUAACUGCAGGUUAACUACCAUCUAGGAAGGAGUGUUUCCUAUAGCUUGUCAUGGUCAAAACUUAACUCAGAUUAUCUUUUCUUGCAGAUUAACUACCAUCUAGGAAAGAGUGUUUCCUAUAGCUUGUCAUGGUCAAAACUUAACUCAGAUUAUCUUUUCUUGCAGAUUAGCUACCAUCUAGGAAAGAGUGUUUCCUAUAGCUUGUCAUGGUCAAAACUUAACUCAGACUAUCUUUUCUUGCAGAUUAACUGCCAUCUAGGAAAGAGUGUUUUCUAUAGCUUGUCAUGGUCAAAACUUAACUCAGAUUAUCUUUUCUUGUAGGAGUGAUACUUUUUGUUGCUACAGCUGUCGUGAUUAUCGUACUCAGUCUUCUAACCGCGCCUAUCCCCAAGGAAGAGCUGGCAGGUCUGACCUGGGCCACUAUCAGAGAGAAAAAGCAAGCAAGGAAUGUUAAGCCAGAAGUGAAUGUUGCCUCUGAUGACUGUAUGUGGUGUUUAGUCAAAUUUAUCAAAUUCAGAAAGACAAAAAGAUCAGGAAGUUGUUCUGUAUAGAUGUAGUGUAGUGUAUGUAACUGCGUUGUAGGCCAAUGAUCAUUCCUGGGAGACCCGAUUCAAUGCUUGGUCGGCCCCUACUCAAGGGUUUAAAACAAGUUCGUUUUGUUGUAGUUUAUUUAUCGGCCUCGAUUUUUCUUUCAGAUGAGAUGAGUCAUAAUGGCGUGGCGAAUGUAAAGAUGUCUGAUCACCAGAUUGAGUCAGAGCUGGUCGUGGAAGAAGAUAUUCUUCAUCAGACAACCUCUGAGAAGAUUAUCACAAUGAUUGGUUCAAUAUUGUUGCUCUUGACGUUGGCCUUCCUCUGGAUAUGGUACCGUUAAUAACAUUGCCAUUGAACUCAAAUGACCUGGGAUAGAAACUGCUAUGGUUCAUUCAAGUGCUCACUAAAUGGAUAUUUCGAGGGACGGCUCUUCGGCGGGAAGUUCGGAAGGAUACCGUCACACCACAGAAUAGGAAGGUACAGCAGAAGUGUAACUUGAGUCGGUUCCUUUAUUGUUUUACGUCCACGAAAAUUUUAACUCGCUCACGCCAUCCUGGCUAGUACAAUCGGAAGUUUUUAUCAGGUUUUGGUAGGUACAAAGUGCCGGUUGUACUAGCCAGGAUGGCGUGAUUGAUGACGAAUCGCUUGUAAAAACGCGGACAAAUACUUGCUUGAGUUACACUUAUGCUGUACCUUCUUAUUCUGUGGUCACACGCUGCGAUUUGUCGGGCCGAUUUUAGGUUUUCCUGAAUGUUGUUGAUGAAUAUUAUCAGUUGUUGCUGUCGUCAGAUGACGUUUGGUACAAUAUCAUUAAAGUGAAUCUGAAUCGCAACGUGUGAACGCACACGUUAACCAAACCUUACAACGAUUCUUGCUUCUCUUGAGGGUGUUUCCUCGAAAUGUCGGAGCGUUUGAGAGUGUUUAGGCAGACACGAACCACCAUAGCUUAUCGUAGAUCUCCACGUUAGAGAAAGAAAAAGGCAGUUCCUAUGAAGAGAGUUCCAGGUCUUUUGAGUUCAAUGACUUCAUUUGCAGCAUACUGUAUAUUAUCUGCUGAUUAUUGGGUGAUUAACCGCGCUAUUGAACAUAUUUAACCGUGCUAUCUAACCCUUGGAUAAGCUGGGAAACAUCACGGAAACAUUAUUUCAAAGUUCUCUUGUUUUGUUUUAUGUUUCCUCUGGAAUUAUGAAAUAAUGUUUCCGGGAUAGUGUGUUUUCUUCUAGCUUGCCAGAGCUUAGAAAUAUUAUGAUGUAAACUUCGUAAUAAUAAAUGUAAUAAUUAAAAUUAUUUUUCUGCUUGUCUGAUUUUAUUACAC